AUGUCACAAAGUCGCAUAAAAGGGGUCACCGAAGUCGAUGGGUUUUAUACGAUUCGACAUUCUCUUCGCCCUAGAGGGUGUGCCUAUUUGACAUUACCCAUCCUGGAACGCGACCCGCCCUCGAAUUCAAAUUCUUCUUUUCCUACGGACGAGCCACGAACUCAAACAAGUGGCUAUCAUCCCCGUGACGAAGUCGAUAACGAUUAUUCGCGACCUAGUGACUGUGACUCUGAUUCUGAUUUACGAUUUCCAAAGCGCCCUCGUCUUACAAAACCUUCAACUAGGAAAAAACAAAUAAUGAGACUUCCAAAAAAAGAAAACGGUGUUGGAAGUAGUACUAAUGGUGUUCCAGCUACUAGCAAUGGUACUUCCCAAACUGUUACUAAUGGUCAAGCUUCAACUCUUGCAACUUUGCAAAAUCCUAGACGAGAAGAGCUUGUUCGACUCAUGGUGCAAGCAAUGCAAGACAUGGGCUAUAGUAAAUCCGCUGCUCAACUUGAAAAAGAAUCUGGCUUUUUACUUGAAAGCUCUGCUGUUGCAAAAUUCAGGGAUGGUGUGUUAAAAGGUGAUUGGGAUUUGGUUGAAAGUCUUUUCCCAACAUUGGAACUAGAUCAAAACCAAGAUAUCGUGGUUGUACGGUUUCUAAUUCGCCAACAGAAAUAUUUGGAAUUGCUAGAAAGAAGAGAAAUAAAAUUAGCACUAUAUACGUUAAGAAGCGAACUUACACCCCUUGCAUUUAAUACCGAAAGGCUCCACUUGCUAUCUAGCUUUAUAAUGUACUCUAAUGCUGAAGAUUUAAGACGCAGAGCUGAAUGGGACGGAGCCAGUGGAUCUUCGCGUCAAAAAUUAUUGUUGGAGAUACAAAAAUCUUUGCUUGAACAGGCUACGACUUUUCAACGUAUAUCAUGCCUAUAUCAUAAUUCUGAUAAAUAUAUUUCUUUAUAUUCUGACCAUGUUUGUGAUAGAUCACAAUUUCCUUCAAAAACUACUCAUAUAUUUGAACGACAUGAAGACGAGGUUUGGUAUGUUGCAUUCUCAAAUAAUGGAAAAUUUUUGGCUUCGGCAUCAAAGGAUAAGACAGCAAUCAUAUGGAGCCUUGAGACAUUGGAUUAUGUGCACGAAUUGAAAGCACAUUCGGAUUGUGUUUCUUUUUUAUCUUGGUCUCCAGAUGAUACUAAAAUUUUAACAUGUGGUCAAGACAAUGAGAUAAAGCUUUGGAGUGUAGAAUCCGGAGAAUGUUUAAAUACAUUGGAAAAACACCGUGAGCCUGUAACCGCUU
Molecule: messenger RNA, 1279 nt
Organism: Scutellospora calospora
Lineage: Eukaryota; Fungi; Glomeromycota; Glomeromycetes; Diversisporales; Gigasporaceae
Source: the annotation of a GenBank genome assembly